CAGCUUAGCGAGGAGCCCGGCUACGUCGUAUACUCGGCAUUGGGUUCAUUUUACAUUCCUUCCUGCAUCAUGGUAUUUGUGUACAUACGAAUUUACUACGCUGCGAAGGCGAGGGCCCGUCGGGGUAUCCGUAAGCCGCCUCGACGUCAACCCCAGGACGCCGUCACCAGCUUUUCCAACAGCCCAGGGGGAGGCAAAAACGGAAUUCCCGAGCCUUGCGAAACGCCAGCAGGAGGUUCAAUUGUAGAUAGAAAUAGUAAUAAUUCCCCUAGGGAUACGGAAGGCCAGAUAGCGACCAUCGAAUCCCAUCAACCGCCGAUGGCCAUUCCCACCGUUACCUGCGACUUAGCGUCGGAUAUUUCGACGAGCGACAAUGCCGAACAGGAACUACAAGAGCAAAAGGACACUUUGAAGGUCUUCAGUCCGAACGUGUGCCAAGUAGUGCGCAACCCGUUAGCGCAAUGUCAAUUCAGCGGCUCCUCGCUGUCCGUCAACGGCGAACUCCAGCAACAGAUGGCGGCGCUGGCGCGCAGUCGCCAACCAUCGAUGGGCAUCGACACCGACAUGGUCAGCGAAUUCGACCCGAGCAGCUCGGACUCGGGCGUCGUCGCCCAUUGCACCGUCAUCAAGCCGCUGAAGCUGAAGAUAUGCAACCCGCUGUUCGGUCGCAGCAAAAACAGCCACGGUCGGAGCAAAGGGGGCCAAGGUCACGGCGGCGGGGGCGAGGAGAAACCGUUACCGAAAUCGCCGACGAGUGAGAAAGUGUUAAUAGAGUACGUGGUGCCGCGAGUGAACAAACCGAAAGACCCUGAGCGGGAAAAGAGGCGGAUAGCGAGGCAGAAAGAGAAGAGGGCGACUCUGAUCUUAGGACUUAUCAUGGGUUCGUUCAUAGCGUGUUGGCUACCUUUCUUCUUCAUGUACAUAUUGAGGUUGGCCUUGAACAUUCCUAUGAUUGCUUUUGCUACAGCCUUUUGGCUAGGUUAUAUGAAUUCAGUCUUGAAUCCCGUCAUCUACACCAUCUUCAACAAGGAUUUCCGAAGAGCAUUUAGAAGGAUAUUGUUUAAGUGAUGUUUGACCUAUGUGUGCUGCUACGACUGCGUUAGUCGGAGGAUCCGAACUGCGCAGUUUCGCAGCGCACCUAGCGCCUUGUAUCGA
Psylliodes chrysocephalus is the source of this 1155-nucleotide messenger RNA. The record is from the annotation of a GenBank genome assembly. NCBI's taxonomy places the organism in Eukaryota, Metazoa, Arthropoda, Insecta, Coleoptera, Chrysomelidae.